Molecule: messenger RNA, 534 nt
Organism: Beta vulgaris subsp. vulgaris (sugar beet)
Lineage: Eukaryota; Viridiplantae; Streptophyta; Magnoliopsida; Caryophyllales; Amaranthaceae
Exons: 1
Coding region: 1-534 (177 amino acids)
Source: RefSeq, a predicted model, not a curated record
AUGGUGGGUGAUCAUCCUAGAUGUUUCUGGGAUAAGUCUGUAUGGUGUAGACUUGCUAUCCCUAAGCACAAUUUCAUCUGUUGGCUUGCUAUUAGAAAGAGGAUUUAUACAAAAGACAGACUGAAGCUGUGGAGGAUCAUUGAUGAUGAUGUUUGUGCUAUCUGUCAGACUCAGAGUGAAACACAUAACCACUUACUGUUUCAGUGUGAAUUCAGUAUUAUAUUGCUGCAGCUUGUACUGAGAUGGCUGAAGCUCAGAUGGGUAGAUAGAACUCUGGAAAUGUGGUACAGGAUGAUAGGAAGAAGACAUUGUUCUGGAUUCCAAAGGAAAGUUUAUAAUGCUACUCUUAAUGCGACAGUGUAUGCAAUCUGGCACUCUCGUAAUGAUGCUGUGUGGAAUGCUAAAGUUAACAAUCCAAAGAAUGUAUAUGAUAAAAUCAGAAGAGAUGCAAUCUGUAGAGUCAAAGCUCAUAGUGAUACUAAGCUAAAUAGUAAAGACAGUGCUUGGUGGGAUACUCUAUGUAGUAGUAUGUAA